AUGGAGGCUGGAUUUUACAUGGUGAUUCUUACCUGCGUGAUCUUCGGGAACUCAGAAGGGUUUCAGAUUGUCCAUGUCCAGAAACAACAGUGUCUUUUCAUAAAUCAGAAAGUGGGCAUGGGUUUAUGCAAUGGGACCAGCCAGAACCAGCAGUGGAUGUGGACCGAGGAUGGAAAGCUCCUUCAUGUUAAAUCUGCGCUGUGCCUGGGCAUCUCCAAUUCCUCUCGUGGCCCUUUGCGUGUGGCCAUCAUCACCCACUGCUCCCACGCACCCCGAUGGACCUGCUAUGAGCAGGAAGGGUUCCUUGAGGUGGAAAAUGCCUCUUUCUUUCUCAAGAAACAAGGCCCUAGAGUAGUGGUCAAGAAGGGCAGGAAAUACCUCCAUAGCUGGAUGAAAAUAGAUGUCAACGAGGAGGGAAAAAUAGUCAAUGGAAGCCUCUGCUUUACAAAAGCUGGCCUGGGGGCAGAAGUUUCGGUGAGGAGCGCUAGAAACAAGUCUCCUCCCCAUAUCCCCACUACUUUUAAUGCAGUUGCAAAUAGCCUGGAACACCUUACCAGGAAUGCCACAGAGGCCUUCAUCAAGAAUACUACAGAAAACUACAGACGAAACAGCAGCGAGAGGCAGAACCCCACUCUGCACAUGACUGGAAUUACAGACACACCAUGGGUCCGGUCAACUACUCAGCCCUUCUCCAGCACCACUGAAGAGACUGCACUGGCGGAGCCAGCGAGAUGUAACGUCACCCAGACGGAGUCCAGGGUCUCCAGCUGGUCCGUGUCUAUCCAGUGGAAAACUUUGGGAUCACCCUGUAACUUUAGCCUCGUCUACAGCAGUGAUUCCUCGAGAGCUGAGUGGUGCCACCCCGUUCGGAUAGACAACACCACCUAUGGGUGUGACCCCAAGGAUUUACAAGCGGGAACCGUCUAUAACUUCACGAUUGUGUCUCUGGAUGGAGAAGAGACGGUUGUGGUCUUGCAAACAGAUCCUUUACCUCCUGCUAGAUUUGAAGUCAAUAGAGAGAAGACGACUUCAACCAGCUUGCAUGUUUGGUGGACUCCUUCUUUGGGAAAAGUCACCUGGUAUGAUGUGCAGUUAUUGGAUGAUAAUAACCAAAAGAUACAGGAGGUCCAAAUUCAAGAAAGUACUUCAAAGAAUGAAUAUACUUUUUUUAACCUCACUUCUGGUAAUAAAUACAAUAUUGCCAUCACAGCUGUUUCUGGAGGUAAACAUUCCUCUACAGUUUAUACCAAUGGAUCAACAGUGCCAUCUCCAGUGAGUGAUAUUGGCGUUUCCACAAAAACUAAUUCUUUCCUGAUUUCCUGGACCCAUGGUUCUGGGAAUGUGGAACGACACCGGCUGAUACUAAUGGAUAAAGGGACCCUAGUUCAUAGCAGUGUCAUGGACAGACAAGCUACUUCCUAUGCUUUUCAUGGGCUGACUCCUGGCCACCUCUACAACCUUACUAUUGUGACCGAGGCCGCAGGGCUGCAAAACUACAAGUGGAAACUAGUCAGGACAGCCCCCAUGGAAGUCUCAAAUCUGAAGGUGACAAAUGAUGGCAGUUUAACCUCUCUAAAAGUCAAGUGGCAAAGACCUCCUGGAAAUGUGGAUUCCUACAACAUUACACUGUCUCACCAAGAGACCAUCAAGGAAUCCAGAAUAUUAGCACCUCAGGUUACUGAAACUCACUUUAAAGACUUAGCUCCUGGACGACUUUAUCAAGUUACCAUCAGCUGUGUCUCUGGUGAACUGUCUGCUCAGAAGAUGGCAUUGGGAAGAACAGUUCCAGACAAAGUUGGGAACCUGGAGGCAAACAGCAAUGGUUGCACGAGGUCCCUGCUGGUGAGCUGGUCACCCCCUUCUGGAGACUGGGAGCAGUAUCGUAUCCUGCUCUUCAAUGAUUCUUUGGUGCUGCUCAACGUCACUGUAGGAAAGGAAGAAACACAGUACGUCAUGGGUAACGUGGGGCUCAUUCCAGGAAGACAGUAUGAGGUAGAAGUGACUGUCGAGAGUGGAAAUCUGAAGAAUUCUGAGCGUUGCCAAGGCAGGACAGUCCCCUUGGCUGUCCUCCAGCUUCGUGUCAAACAUGCCAAUGAAACCUCACUGGGAAUCAUGUGGCAGACCCCUGCAGCAGAAUGGGAGAAAUACACCAUCUCGCUAGCUGACAGGGACCUCUUCUUCAUCCACAAGUCACUCUCCAGAGAUGCCAAAGAAUUCACUUUUACCGACCUGGUGCCUGGACGAAAAUACAUGGCUACCGUCACCAGUAUUAGUGGAGACUUAAAAAAUUCCUCUUCAAUAAAAGGAAGAACAGUGCCUGCCCAAGUGACCGGCUUGCAUGUGGCCAACCAAGGGAUGACCAACAGUCUGUUUACCAACUGGACCCAGGCACUGGGUGAUGUAGAAUUCUACCAAGUCUUACUGAUCCAUGAAAAUGUGGUCAUCAAAAAUGAAAGUGUCUCCAGUGAGACCAGCAAAUACAGCUUCCACUCCCUCAAACCGGGCAGCCUCUACUCCGUGGUGGUAACAACAGUGAGUGGAGGAAUCCCUUCCCGACAAGUUGUGGUGGAGGGAAGAACAGUUCCUUCCAGCGUGAGUGGAGUAACGGUGAACAAUUCUGGUCGUACUGAUUACCUGAGCGUUUCCUGGCUGCCGGCUCCUGGAGACGUAGACAACUAUGUAGUGACACUCUCUCACGACAGCAGCGUGGUUCAGUCCCUCACCAUUGCCAAGUCCCUCAGUGAAUGUUCCUUCAGCUCCCUCACCCCAGGCCGGCUCUACAACGUGAUCAUAACCACAAGGAGUGGCAAGUAUGAAAAUCAUUCCUUCGGCCAAGAGCGGACAGUGCCUGACAAGGUCCAGGGAGUCAGUGUUAGCAAUUCAGCCAGAAGUGACUAUUUAAAGGUAUCCUGGGUACAUGCCACUGGAGACUUUGAUCACUAUGAAGUCACCAUUAAAAACAAAAACAACUUCAUUCAAACCAAAAGCAUUCUCAAGUCAGAAAACGAGUGUGUAUUUGUUCAGCUCGUCCCUGGACGGUUGUACAGUGUCACUGUUAGCACAAAAAGUGGACAGUAUGAAGCCAGUGAGCAAGGGAAUGGGAGAACAAUCCCAGAGCCUGUUAAGGAUCUAACAUUGCGGAAUAGGAGCACUGAGGACCUGCAGGUGACUUGGUCACGAGCUAAUGGGGAUGUCGACCAGUAUGAGAUCCAACUGCUCUUCAAUGACAUGAAAGUAUUUCCCCCUUUUCACCUUGUAAAUACUGCAACCGAGUUUCGAUUCACAUCCCUGACACCAGGACGCCAGUACAAAAUUCUUGUGUUGACGAUCAGUGGAGAUGUACAGCAGUCAGCCUUCAUUGAGGCGUUAACGGUUCCUAGUGCUGUCAAAAAUAUUCACAUUUCUCCUAACGGGGCGACAGAUAGCCUGACGGUGAAUUGGACUCCUGGAGGGGGAGACGUCGAUUCCUACACAGUGUCAGCAUUCAGGCAGAAUCAAAAGGUUGAGUCUCAGACUAUCCCCAAGCAUGUCUCUGAGCACACGUUCCACAGACUGGAGGCCGGGGAGCAGUACCAGAUCGUGAUAGCCUCAGUCAGCGGGUCCCUCAGGAACCAGAUAGAUGCGCUUGGGCGGACAGUUCCAGCAUCUGUCCAGGGAAUAAUUGCAGACAAUGCAUACAGCAGUCAUUCCUUAAUAGUGAGUUGGCAAAAAGCUGUUGGUGUGGCAGAAAGAUAUGAUAUCCUGCUUCUAAAUGAAAAUGGGAUCCUUCUGAGCAAUACAUCAGAACCAGCCACCAUUAAGCAGCACAAAUUUGAAGAUCUGACGCCAGGCAAGAAAUACAAGAUACAGAUUCUCACUGUCAGUGGAGGCCUCUUUAGCAAGGAAACCCAAACUGAAGGCCGAACAGUCCCAGCAGCUGUCACCAAUCUGAGGAUCACAGAGAACUCCACCAGAUACCUGUCCUUCAGCUGGACCGCCUCAGAGGGAGAGCUCAACUGGUACAACAUCUUUCUGUACAACCCAGAUCGAACUCUUCAGGAGAGAGCUCAAGUUGACCCGCAAGUCCAGAGCUUCUCUUUCCAGAACUUGCUGCCAGGCCGAAUGUACAAAAUGGUGAUUGUAACACACAGUGGGGAGCUGACUAAUGAGUCUUUCAUGUUUGGUAGAACAGUCCCAGCCUCCGUGAGUCAUCUCAAGGGAUCUAAUCAGAACAUGACAGACAGCCUUUGGUUUAGCUGGAGUCCAGCCUCUGGGGACCUUGACUUUUACGAGCUGAUUCUCUACAAUCCCAAUGGUACAAAGAAGGAAACCUGGAAAAACAAGAACUUGACAGAGUGGCGUUUUCAUGGCCUCAUUCCUGGAAGGAAGUACACACUGUGUGUGGUAACUCACAGUGGAGAUCUCAGCAGUAAGGUCUUGGGGGAGAGCAGAACAGCCCCAAGUCCUCCCAGUCUUAUGUCAUUUGCUGAUGUUGCAAACACAUCCUUGGCCAUCACCUGGAAGGGGCCCCCAGACUGGACAGACUACAGUGACUUUGAGCUGCAGUGGCUCCCCAGAGAUGCACUCACUGUCUUCAACCCCUACAAUAACAGAAAAUCAGAAGGACGCAUCGUGUAUGGCCUUCGUCCAGGGAGAUCCUAUCAAUUCAUUGUCAGGACCAUCAGUGGUGAUUCCUGGAAAACCUACAGCAAACCAGUUUUUGGAUCCGUGAGGACAAAGCCAGACAAGAUACAAAACCUGCAUUGCCGGCCUCAGAACUCGACGGCCAUUGCCUGUUCUUGGAUCCCUCCUGAUUCUGACUUUGAUGGGUAUAGCAUUGAAUGCCGGAAAAUGGACACCCAAGAAGUUGAGUUUUCCAGAAAGCUGGAGAAAGAAAAAUCUCUGCUCAACAUCAUGAUGCUAGUGCCCCAUAAGAGGUACCUAGUGUCCAUCAAGGUGCAGUCGGCUGGCAUGACCAGCGAGGUGGUUGAAGACAGCACUAUCACAAUGAUAGACCGCCCUCCUCCGCCACCCCCACAUAUUCGUGUGAAUGAAAAGGAUGUGCUCAUUAGCAAAUCUUCCAUCAACUUUACUGUCAACUGCAGCUGGUUCAGCGAUACCAAUGGAGCAGUGAAAUACUUCACAGUGGUGGUGAGAGAGGCUGAUGGCAGUGAUGAGCUGAAGCCGGAACAACAGCACCCUCUCCCUUCCUACCUGGAGUACAGGCACAACGCCUCCAUUCAAAUGUAUCAGACCAAUUAUUUUGCCAGCAAAUGUGCCGAAAGUCGUGACAGCAACUCCAAGAGUUUUAACAUUAAGCUUGGAGCAGAGAUGGAGAGCCUAGGAGGGAAAUGUGAUCCCAAUCAGCAAAAAUUCUGUGAUGGACCACUGAAGCCACACACUGCCUACAGAAUCAGCAUCCGGGCUUUUACACAACUGUUUGAUGAGGACCGGAAGGAAUUCACAAAGCCACUCUAUUCAGACACAUUUUUCUCUUUACCUAUCACCACUGAAUCAGAGCCCUUGUUUGGAGUUAUCGAAGGUGUGAGUGCUGGUCUGUUUUUAAUCGGCAUGCUGGUAGCUGUCAUUGCCUUAUUCAUCUGCAGAAAGAAAACGAACCAUGGUCGAGAAAGGCCCUCUGCCCGCCUGAGCAUUCGUAGGGAUCGACAAUUAUCUGUCCACUUGAACUUGGGCCAGAAAGGUAACCGCAAAACUUCUUGCCCAAUAAAAGUAAAUCAGUUUGAAGGGCAUUUCAUGAAGCUGCAGGCUGACUCCAACUACCUUCUAUCUAAGGAGUAUGAGGACUUAAAAGAUGUGGGUCGAAACCAGUCGUGUGACAUUGCACUCUUGCCGGAGAAUAGAGGGAAAAAUCGAUACAACAAUAUAUUGCCAUAUGAUGCCUCACGGGUGAAGCUGUCCAAUGUGGAUGACGACCCUUGCUCUGACUACAUCAAUGCCAGCUACAUCCCUGGCAACAACUUCAGAAGAGAAUAUGUCGCUACUCAGGGGCCGCUUCCUGGCACCAAGGAUGACUUCUGGAAAAUGGCGUGGGAACAGAACGUUCACAACAUUGUCAUGGUGACCCAGUGUGUUGAGAAGGGCCGAGUUAAAUGUGACCAUUACUGGCCAGCGGACCAGGAUUCCCUCUACUAUGGGGACCUCAUCCUGCAGAUGCUCUCAGAGUCCAUGCUGCCUGAGUGGACCAUCAGGGAGUUUAAGAUAUGCAGUGAGGAACAGCUCGAUGCACACAGACUCAUCCGACACUUUCACUACACGGUGUGGCCAGACCAUGGAGUCCCGGAGACCACCCAGUCCCUGAUCCAGUUUGUGAGAACUGUCAGGGACUAUAUCAACAGAACCCCCGGUGCUGGGCCCACCGUGGUGCACUGCAGUGCUGGUGUGGGUAGGACUGGAACAUUUAUUGCAUUGGACAGAAUCCUCCAGCAAUUAGACUCCAAAGAUUCUGUGGACAUCUAUGGAGCAGUACACGACCUAAGACUUCACAGAGUUCACAUGGUCCAAACUGAGUGUCAAUAUGUAUACCUACAUCAGUGCGUAAGAGAUGUCCUCAGAGCAAGGAAGCUACGGAGCGAACAGGAAAACCCUUUGUUUCCAAUCUAUGAAAAUGUGAAUCCAGAGUAUCACAGAGAUGCAGUCUAUUCACGGCAUUAAGAAUGUACCUGACAAUCUCCUGGAUAAAAAUUAUUCACUGUGUGACUUUUUAAAAAACUUGCUUCAUGCCCUGCAAAGGUGCCAGCUAUUUCUGUUGAUAUUAUGUAUAAUUUAUUAAU
Messenger RNA from Cynocephalus volans (Philippine flying lemur), 6770 nucleotides. RefSeq names its product protein tyrosine phosphatase receptor type B (gene PTPRB). Gene Ontology annotation, molecular function: protein tyrosine phosphatase activity; cadherin binding. Gene Ontology annotation, biological process: angiogenesis; peptidyl-tyrosine dephosphorylation involved in inactivation of protein kinase activity. The coding region runs from base 1 to 6651 and encodes 2216 amino acids. Gene Ontology annotation, cellular component: signaling receptor complex. Lineage: Eukaryota; Metazoa; Chordata; Mammalia; Dermoptera; Cynocephalidae. The transcript has 34 exons. The record is from RefSeq and is a predicted model, not a curated record.